Exophiala viscosa is the source of this 1666-nucleotide messenger RNA. Its product is annotated as pyruvate dehydrogenase E2 component. Gene Ontology annotation, molecular function: dihydrolipoyllysine-residue acetyltransferase activity. Bases 164 to 1531 code for a protein of 455 amino acids. The record is from RefSeq and is a predicted model, not a curated record. Gene Ontology annotation, biological process: pyruvate decarboxylation to acetyl-CoA. Lineage: Eukaryota; Fungi; Ascomycota; Eurotiomycetes; Chaetothyriales; Herpotrichiellaceae. The transcript has a single exon.
AGCUUCAAGCUGCUGCUCAACUUAUUUCUCAACACUCGACACGGGACUAUUUACGCUCUAUCUCGCGUGCAACCAAGGCGUCGAGGAUUGUCACUCUCACCAGUGCUGCUAUUCACCAAACCAUUGCAUCUCUACUCGGCUUCUGUCUUCCACAUCCGCCGCCAUGGCGGGCAGACCAUCAGUGCGGCUGCUCGCACGCAAAAUCACAUCCCACUGCUCACACCCUCAACCACACUCUCAACGGACAUUCUCCUCUGCACCCGCUUACCUCGCCGCACACAAUUUUACAAUGCCGGCCAUGUCGCCCACCAUGACCGAAGGCAACAUUUCCAGCUGGAAAGUCAAAGAGGGUGAUUCCUUCUCCACGGGAGAUGUCCUCCUCGAAAUCGAGACAGACAAAGCCUCAAUGGAUGUCGAGGCGCAAGACGACGGCAAGGUCGCCAAGAUCUUCGCACAGGACGGUUCGAAGGCAAUCAAAGUCGGCACAAGGAUAGCCGUGCUCGCCGACGCAGAUGACGAUGUGUCGAGCCUCGAAAUCCCAGCCGACGAUGCAAAACCCGUAGAGAAGGCAGCCGACAAUAUCAAGGCCGACGCAGAAGACUCACACUACGAAUCCUCCGGCGUCGAGAAAGAGAUUCCAGGCACACCUCAAAACAAGCGACCAGCAAAGGACAAACCCAAGACCAGCCCUACUGGUCCCGGCCAGAAUCCCAAAUACCCUCUCUACCCAUCAGUCAUCGCUCUAGUCCACGAGAAUCACCUCUCAGACGACGACGUGCUGAAGAUCCCCGCCUCCGGCCCCAACCAUCGUCUCCUCAAGGGCGACGUGCUCGCCUACCUAGGCACGAUCGAAUCAGAUUACCCAUCCAAACAGUCCAAGCGGAUCGAGCACAUGCAACACCUUGACCUAAGCAACAUCAAAAUCCUAUCGACACCGACCAAACCCGCCGGUGCCCCUCCCACAACAGAAGCCCCUCUCGCCGCAGAAACCCCCAGGCUCAGCAGCGUCAUCAUCACUGUCUCGUUAGCCGAGGUCCUCAAAGUUCAAAAGCGCAUCAAAGACACAUUAGGCGUUACUGUCCCGCUGUCCACAUUCCUCGCCCGAGCCGUCGACCUCGCGAACGACGACCUACCAAAUCCGAAAGGCGCCAAACCUUCUGCAGACGCCCUCUUCAACGCCGUACUAGGCCUGGACAGCAUCCCCACGACAUCCCGCGGCACAUAUCUGCCGCAGAUCGAUGCAUUUGCGUUCCCAUCGUCGAAAGCAGCUAAAAGCUCGCCGGUCCGUAAACCUUCUGCCACUAAAAAGCCCGAUAUCAUCGACAUCCUCUCCGGCAGAGCCACACCGAAACGUUCUGCCCAAGCUCGAUCUCUAUCCUCCGGUGUGCCGGGCCGUACAUUGACCACGACGGACGGCGCGCUGAAUUCAUUCAGCCUGACCGUGCCCAAGGGCGAGGAGAAGCGGGCCCGGACAUUCCUUGAGCGCGUCAAGACUGCGCUGCAGCUUGAGCCGGGGAAGUUGGUGCUAUAAAUUCUCCCCGGGAUUCGAGAUGGACGUGUAUAAAAAGCGCCUUUUACGUGAGCGUGGCGUUUCAUAGCUUAGCUUUGGCUGCAGGGAAAUACCUUAGCUCUCCCCAACGAAUAGAUUACCUUUCUCUUGAACUCA